Molecule: messenger RNA, 7313 nt
Organism: Anguilla anguilla (European eel)
Lineage: Eukaryota; Metazoa; Chordata; Actinopteri; Anguilliformes; Anguillidae
Gene: ticrr
Product: TopBP1-interacting, checkpoint, and replication regulator
Exons: 22
Coding region: 413-6604 (2063 amino acids)
Biological process (GO): mitotic G2 DNA damage checkpoint signaling; response to ionizing radiation; regulation of DNA-templated DNA replication initiation
Cellular component (GO): nucleus
Molecular function (GO): chromatin binding
Source: RefSeq, a predicted model, not a curated record
GUUAAGAACAGGGGAAGAAACUCUCCAAAUCCAAAUCGUUAUGGGUCGGAGUGUGUUGAAUAUUUCAGCCAAUAACAGCAUGAGGGUGGGAACUCGAAUCCGAAGCGCGAAGAGUUGAGGGGACAGAGAGAAAGCAAAAUGGCGAACAUGGAAGAAAGUGCGGAUUAGCGAGUUGAUGAGGGUUACACAAACUACUUGUCUCUUAACGUUAAUUUGUUGUUUUUGUCUAACCUUUACAUAAUUACCGAAUCAACUCUGUCUUACUGUUUUACAUCUUUUCACUCGAACAUGUAUCUUUCGCUAGCAAAUCGCUGGCUGACUGGCUAGCAAUACCGCAAGUGAAGAAAAAAUCGUUUUUAAAAAAAAUAUAUAUUUCAGCUAGCUGGCUAGCUAAGGGAACAAGCUAACCAAAAUGGCAUCACAUAACCUAGUAUUUGUGAUCGACAUUGAUCAGGGUGGGCGACAGUGCGACUCGUAUCCCAACAGUUUAAAACUUAAUUUAUUGAAACACGGUGUACUGAGAGUUUUAUUAUAUUUCGGCUGCAGGUUCGGGUUCGAUAAGAUAAGGUGGGGGUACACAUUUUUUUACUCGCAAGGGGGGAGAAAUUCUAAUGCUAUAUCAAGAGGAUCUGACUUCAAAGAAGUUCUGGAGAAAACGUUCGAGGAUUUCGAGGCCGAGUUGAAUGCAAAACUAGAAGAGAAAACAAAGAUAACUGCAUUCUCACUGUCAUCAGGGCAGUUUCCACAUUUGGCUGGUUCUGUGCAAACUGCUGUGAAAGAAAGUUUACUUGAUUUCCAGUGGGACCGACCGGAUAUAACUUCUCCAACAAAAUUGACUUUGCGACCAAGAAGGUCGAGUCGACCUGGUAAGACUGUUCCCCUGGAUGAUGAUGUGUCAGUCAAUGGUAGAAAUGUAUUGUUCCUUGUUUCGGAAGCUCCACACACCAGAGCUGAGCUGGAAGACUUCUUGUCACUUUCGGGCAAUGACAUAAGAGACACUGCUGAACGUAUUCUGCCUUGUGCCCUUCGCGAUAUGAUGAUCCAUAAUCAAGUGGUCCUUCACUGGGUGGAUUCCAGUGAUUACAGUCAGGUGCAGAACAAGGCAGACCAGAUUGGCUGCACAGCACUGUCUGAAUCGCUGAGACAGGUUGGUGGAAGCCUGAUUCCCCUGGGUGUGCUGCUCUGCUUCUCUGCCUCGAACAAAGGCACUGAUCUGGGGAGGUUUCCAGGACCGGACCCAUGUGGCCCAUCAGGUCCUCACACCAUCGAUGGAAGAGAUGUCUUUCCUUUUGACUCUAGCUUUGGGUACAUCUUGUCCUCAGAGCAGACCCAUCGCUUGGCCUUUCCCACCAUGGAAGGAGUCCUAUGCUGGGGAGAAGAUGGGAACUCGAAAAGCUGCAGCGUUUCUGUUGAGCCAAUGGCCCGUCGGCAGACGAUGUUCAACCAUCCCAUCAGCAUCACUCUGAAGGGCGUUCUCCAGGGCUGGAGCUCUCUGCCCCUUACGGGCAGUAUUACGGAGUGCUGGGUGCUGCAGCAUGCCAUAGGCGCGUCACAGAACGCUCAGGACGGCAUAGAGCUGCGGUAUCUUCUGAGCGAGCUGUCUGCUAAGUCCCUUCACAUGUUUUGCGAGGUCAGUGAUGAAGACCGUUCACGUACUGCCGUGCUCUCCCCUCUCUCUGCGUCCACCGCCUUGCUCAUUAUGGUCCAGCCUCAAGUUGCUCACGAUGAAGACAUCAUUUCAGCUCAUAUCGCCUCCCCGGCAACCACAGAUAAUUCUGCUGACUUGCCCGACAUUGUCAGCAGUGUUCUCAGUGUUGUGUAUGACAUCAUGAAUGAUGACGAGGAUGACACUGGUGAGGCAGCCAAAGCAGUGCAAUCUUUUGUUCCUGAGUGGGCACAGCAGGAGCUCAAUCAUUGGUCAUGCCCAAAAACUGCAAGUGUGGUUGAGGGAUGGUUUCCUCAGUCCGAUCAAUCAGGAGUCAGCUCCCAUCUAAUGGAAUCUAUGAGGCUGCUGCAUGCUGUGCCUGAGGAAAACGAGGCUGUAGAUGAAAUGUUAGACCCACAGCAAGACCUGACCAGCUCCCUGUCAGAGCUGUACCAGGGAAUGACUGCUGAGGCAUGCGGUAAACAGAAGGGCAAGAAACGCGGUGCCCAGCGCACUCCCGUGAGGCAGAAGAUGAAGACGAUGAGCCGUUCACUGCAGAUGCUGAACGUGGCGCGGCUCAACGCAAAGGCUCAAAAGAGCCGGACAGAGGAGCCUUCAGGGAGCGGGAGGGGUCCAGCUAAAUUAGGGAAGAGGCGAUCUGGGGACAGAGCCAAGGCAGGCUCCAGCAGUGCGCAGUUUAACAGUGUGGAAGAGCUUUUAUCAUAUGUGACACUGGCUUAUCAGAAAGCGGUAGCAGAGAGAGACUGUUCCCUUGUCACCCAAGUCAAGAAUUUCCUCACCCAUGUGAAUGAAUUCCUGAAACCCACACAAGACCAUGAGGGGCGUUCCUCGCUCUUUGUACGGCAGAACCUGCUGAAAUCUGGCAAGUGCAUACGAGAGCUUUAUGGAAAUGCAGUCGAUGAUGAAAGCAAAGUCAGAGAAUGCCAGCUGCAGGCUGUGCUGAGGCUGGGGAUGUGUAGGCAGUUUCCUGCAGUGCAUUCUGACUCCCAGAGCCAAGAACAGAUGGUUGAGGAGGUUGCAGAUAUGUUGCGUAUAAUCUCCUUAACAAAAGAUCCUGUUUACCUAACAAAGUUCCUUGAAGAUGAAGUCCUUCCAGAGUACAUGACGGCGAUUCCCAAAGUUCUGGCGGAAAUGUACUUCAGCCUGGGGACCCAGCUUCCUGAAGCGCUCGCCGCAGUCCUCCCCUCCGAUUUCCUCAGCGACGACUCCAUAGCGAAGGAGAGCGUCUCCCCUGCUGCCUCCCAGCCGUCCAUCGCCCACAGCGCAGCCUCAGACGCAGGGGGGCGACUGGAGGAGCUGCGCGAUCGAUCGGCGAAGAAGAGGAGGAGGAGCGGUAUGCUUACACGACACCAAAGCAUGAGCGAUGCAUCUCAGAGUCUCCGUCAGAUUGAAAUGCCUAGGAAAUCCACUAGGGCGGUAAAGCCAGUGGAAAAGCCUUCCCUGGAGCUGCCACCACCUCAAAAGCAGGCAGUACAAGAAGUCACAAAGGUCAGAAGGAACUUGUUCAAUCAGGAUACCAAAGCUAAGCUCCCACGAAGCCAGUCUGUGUCGGCUGUGGAGGGAGUGAAACGCAAGCGUUCACACUUGAAAGAUGGCAGCGGUGGACAUGCACUGUUGACAAAGAAUGUUGCAGAGACACCCCUUCACAAGCAGGUGUCCAAUCGAUUGCUGCUCAGGCAGAAGACUGGAAGGAAGUCUGACCCCUCUGACAUGUGCAUUGUGGAAGAAUCUCCUGCCAAAUUGACAAGUGAUUUGAGGAGGAGUCCAAGGAUAAAGAAUUUGUCCCUCACUAGAAGGCAUUCCAGCUCCUUCUACUCCAGCUCUCAGAUGAGUUCAAGAAAUGUGGAAAGAGUUAUGUCCUCCUCACAGCUCGCCAUCAGUGACAGCAAACUGGGUGACUUCAAUUUUAAGAUGGUCAGAUCUCCAGUGCGACUCCUGUUUGGUGCGACGGAGUCACCCAAGCAAUCUGCUUUACUAGAAUCCUUCGGUCGGAGGAGUGCCAGGAGACAAGUUUUAGGCUCUGCAGAGGUUUUUGAGAGUCCAAAGAGGACUCCAAGGAAAAUGGCUCACAAAACUAGCAGAUCUAUAUGUGGUGGCAGGACGCCUAGCAAGUCUCCUCGCACACCAUGCAGGAAGUCUCCUCGUACACCAUGCAGGAAGUCUCCUCGUACACCAUGCAGGAAGUCUCCUAGUACACCAUGCAGGAAGUCUCCUAGUACACCAUGCAGGAAGUCUCCUAGAACACCAUGCAGGACGUCCCCUCAUACUCCAUGCAGGAAGUCUCCUCGUACUCCAUGCAGGAAUUCAACUCAUAGACCUUCCAGGAACACGCCUCGGGCACUUGCCAUGAAAUCACCUCCUAAGCCUUCCCAGACGUCACCGCAAGAACUUUCCAAGUCACCUCGUACACCAUCCAGGAGAUUUUUGUCCACACCCUCCAGGAUCUCACCUCUUGCACCUUCAAGGGAGGUUUCUCCUGCAUUACCCAGGAUGUCAGGUGCUGGCCACACAGAGUGUCACGUGACAUCAUUAGGAGAUACGGGGAGGAAACUGCGAGGAAGUCCUUUCAGAUCUCCUGCCAGUGUCCGACUCACGUUGGCUACAUCUCAGAAAGACAGUCCGGUGCAGUCACCAGUGAAAAAUCUAUUGCAGCCUUCAGUGAGGGCAGGAUCAAAUGUCCCACAUGGGAACUCAGAAAGUUACUCCAGAACCCCACGAAAAUGUGUUACUUGGUCACCAUCUCCAGGGGAAAUGCGAUUGGAACGAAGAGAUGCAGCAUUUAAACUUCCAGAUUCCCCUUGCUUGUCUAGGCGUGGUUCUCCUAUGCUAUUAAAAACCCCCCAAAAAUUUAGCAGUCCACACAAAGGUCUGAAUAAGAGUGGUUUGUAUAAAACCCCCGAUAAAACCAUGAAUUCUCCUGGUAUUCUUCCAUCAAGAACUCCUGAAAACCCCAGAUUGAGCAGUACAGAAACAAGAACAAAAAUGCCUCGGAGGUCUUCAGAGAGGCAAAUGAGAAAGCUUAGCACCACAGAAAAAGGAGACCUUAUCUUUUUAACUUCAGAAGGGAACUUCAACUCCCCUGACCUACAGAUGGGGGAAGCUUCAUCUCCUGAUCACUACUCUCCUCCAACACCCUCCUCAGGAACUCCACUGAAAAGUCCAGGACCCACUAAUCAGAUUCUCACAAGAUCCAAAGGAACCCCAGCUAAAGAUGUUUUUCCUGGAGUUUAUGUCCUGACUCCUGAGAAGACCAAGACCACACCCAAGAAAAGGGCUUUUAAAUUGCUAGAAACUGAAAUUUUAGUAAAAACAUCUGACAGAACCCAUUGUGAGAAGGCCAUUGUCACCUCAGGCUCCUUUUCCUCUGAAUGUAAGGCUGUAAAUGAGAGAGGUCGGAUCACACGGGGUACGAUUAAACGACAUGCAAGUUCGCAAUCUCUACCCGGCAACAGUGAUCCAGUAAAUACUGUCAAUCAAAUACAAGCCAUUGAGUUAGCUGAGGUGGCGAGGGACAUUGUUGCUGGUUGUACACGACAGUCAAUCUCUUCGCAACUUUCUCAGGGAGAAUUGGAAGCAGAUUUUCAGUCAAGUUCUCAGCAGCUUGAUUCCUCCCAGUUCAGCAUAGUCACCACAGAUGAUGACAGCAUUGACAUUUGCAAUGCCUCCGUAGUGAAAACCCAGCUGUCUGGAGGUAUAAAGAUGAAUGUCACCUUUUCAAGGAAACCUUCCAAAUCGUCUGUGGUCAAAGAUGAAGUCACUCUGCCUCUACCCUCCUCGUCGACUCUUGGACAGAGCUAUGGUUUGCGUCGGACACCAGAUCGUCAGCAGAGAGCUGCUGCAGCACGUCUUGGGAGACCAGAGGGUGGUCCAAAGUUCUCUACUCCUUGUGCCUCAGAAAAACUCCGCAGGCAACAGAAGCCAAGUACCCCUGAUGCCCUUACUUAUCAGGUAGAGCUGGAGAUGCAGGCUUCUGGCCUGCCCAAGCUUAGGUUCAAACGAACAGACUCCUUUAGUGCUCAGGAAGAUGCAGCUGAGAGCAGCACAAGGUUAGGGACCUAUGGACCUGUGUCUGUAAAACCCUCAAGAGUUGAUAGUCCACUUUCACACUGUGGCAAGCACAGGGAUGCAGGUUAUGCCUCUCCAUCAUUCUGUACCCAUGCAACACCUGCCAAAAGCACCCCAGGGAAAGGUGGUGUCCAGACUUAUAUAUGCCAGUCCUACACACCCACAGGGAACACAGCCAGUACACCAUCGCCAUCAGGGGCAGGAGAACUUGCCUCUUGGACACCUUCGCCUCAGAGCAGGGGGCGAUACACCCCUGAGAACCUCGAUAACUGGCCUCGCAGGAAGAGAGCAAGGAAUGAGGUGGUGGGGGUGAAGGAAAAGUAUGUCAGUGGUGACCGUACAGUAGAGGAAUUGGACGACCUGAAGGAGGAUGCAGAACUGGAGGGUAUUUACAGACUGCAGGAACUCGAUGAGUACAAGGAAACGGGUGGUGACCUGUUAUCCACGGAGGUGGCAGGUCUCAGGUCCAGGAAGCAAGGAGAUAAGGAAGCUUUCAUUGCCAAUAUGGCUGAUAAAAGCCAGCAUGAUAGACUGGAGGAUGUGGGGAUAACAGAAACGCUCUCCGGCCAGUUUGCUGGCCUCCAGUCGCAGACAUUUGAUGAUAAGCUGCCAUGCUUUCCAGGAGAGGGCUCUGUCCUUUCAGCAGGGACUCCCCCCAACACAAAGGUGAGGAAACCAGUGUCUGCAAGCGGCAUACUGGCUCUGACUCAGUCCCCCAUGUUAUACAAAGGAAAGAAACAAAGAGAUGAAUCAGAAUCUGGGAGCCACCUUCAUAAGGCGGCCAAUGUUGAACCAGAGUUGUCCCCAUUCAGUCGACCUCCCAGACGCCGGGCUUCCAGCAAGACCUACAGCAGGAAGAGACUGUUGGAUUGACAUGUUUAUGUUUAUAAUGUAAAGUUCUUGUUCUUUACUUUACCUGCUUCAUUUACCAGAAACAUUGUACAUAAUGGCAGGUGUAUUGUUUUGAGGACUAUGAACCAGUCUAUGUCCAUUAAUUACUGCAUGUGAUACCUUUAGGUAUUUUGCUUUUUCAUUUGUAAGACAAGUCUGUUGUAUUUGAAUUGGCAAUCAGCAGGGACUUAAAAGUUUUACAGUAAUUAUCACAGGGCCAAAAAAGUGUGUGCCUGUAUCAAAAUGUCACAUUUCUGUUGUGAUCAAGUGCUGCUUAGGUGUUUGGUUAUGUCUCAACAGAUGAAUCCUUUAAUCUUAUUAAUCUGAAAGAUUAUGGAAUUUAAUUACAUAAUCAAUUUAAAAACUGCCUGAUAGUGCAUCCUGUCUAGAUGCAUGCAUGCAUAUUUCUGGCUUCCUGCUUUGAAAUAUAGACGCUUUGCUCAGACAAUGAAAAUCUAACCUUGAACAACUGGGUAACAAUUGAAGAAAAUUUUUAUUUGCUCAAAAUGUUCUUAAACCUUGAUGGAGAUUAAGCUAAAUAAGAUGGUAUUUUUUUUAGUUGUUUGUGUGGAAAUACACUGUUUUUAUUGUUUUUGUUCAAAAAGGAGGUGGUGUUUACUUGUACAGUAUCAAAUACAUUUGCAAAUAAUUGCUGCAAAUAAUUUCAAAAAUAAAUAUAUAUACAUUUUUA